UUGACUUUUUCUUCCAAUCCAAUCAACUCUUUUGAUAACACAAGAAUACAUCAUUAUUAAUUAAUCUUAUCAAAUACUAAAGUUUUGAUCCAUAUAUAAACCUAAAACUAUACGUAUAGUCGUAUAGACUCUCAUUUCAAUAUAUAUUAAGAUAAAAUCUAUAUAAGUUUUAUAUAGAAGGGAAAAAAAAUGGCAAGUGCAGCUGGAAUGAUGAACGGAUACGUAUCAUCGUCGACGUCAUCAUCGUCGUGGUCGUUCGGAAAAUUAAGGAAAUCGAAUAAAAAGAAAGGAAACCGUAGAGUUAGCUGUGUCUAUUCUAGUACUGCUACUUCAGAUCCUUAUAAAACUUUGAGUAUUCAUCCUGGUGCCUCUGAAUCUGAAGUCAGAAAAGCCUUCAGACAGUUGGCUUUAAAGUAUCAUCCAGAUGUUUGUAGGGGAAGCAAUUGUGGAGUUCAGUUUCACCAAAUUAAUGAAGCUUAUGAUAUGGUGAUGAAUAAUUUGAGGGGAGAAGAAACAAGCAGUGUGGGUGAGAUGGACAUAUAUGGACCGUCGGAUGAAGGAAUAGAUGAGCCGAUGAGAGGAAUGGACGAUCCGGAUUGGGACAUGUGGGAGGAAUGGAUGGGUUGGGAAGGUGCUGGAAUCAGGGACUAUUCUUCACAUGUUAAUCGUUACAUUUGAUUUGAGAAUGAAAUUGAUCCAUUGGUGGUGGUUUUUAAUUAUUACCCCGUUUGAGAUCUCAAAAGUAUUCAUUCAACAAGUGUAUUGUUUUUCCUCUUCUUAAUCUGUACAUAAACAAGUAAAAGUAGUGGUGGUGUGUCUAAAGAGACUGAUGAUGGUAUUAGUUAAGGUUCAUCUCUUCUCUUGUUGUACAUAACUUUGAUUAAUCUUUCUAUUGUGUAAUUGCUGCAUGAUUAACGAUUCAGGAAUAAAAGUUCCCUUGAAUUUGGGUUUUUUUGGUUCAA
Erigeron canadensis is the source of this 962-nucleotide messenger RNA. Its product is annotated as chaperone protein dnaJ 8, chloroplastic. The record is from RefSeq and is a predicted model, not a curated record. Lineage: Eukaryota; Viridiplantae; Streptophyta; Magnoliopsida; Asterales; Asteraceae. Bases 190 to 678 code for a protein of 162 amino acids. The transcript has 3 exons.